Molecule: messenger RNA, 1926 nt
Organism: Theobroma cacao (cacao)
Lineage: Eukaryota; Viridiplantae; Streptophyta; Magnoliopsida; Malvales; Malvaceae
Source: RefSeq, a predicted model, not a curated record
AUGGAUGAAAAGAGCUUCCAAAAUCUUAUGCUGGAAUGUUGGGAAAAGUAUGAGCAAACAGGAACAGAGACGGUAGGAAUUUGGCAUAAACUUAGGAACAUGAGAGUAGAUAUUAAACAGUGGAAGGCUGAAGUCUUAGGUAACACCCAACUUCAAAUUCAAUGUCUUAAAAGGGAAAUUAAAGCUUUGUUAGAGGUGUGGCAAGAAAGGGAUUUUGAUCAAGAUAACCAAGAGGAACUGAUAAGGAAAAAAACUGAGCUGUGGGCAUUGUAUCGUAAAGAAGAAAGAGAAUGGAUGCAAAAAUCAAAGGUUCAGUGGGUUAACGAUGGAGAUCGAAAUACGAGGUAUUUUCACACAAUUGCUUUUGCUAGAAAAAGAGGUAAUCAUAUUAAGAAAAUUCAAGGUGAUGGGGGAUUAAAGGAGGAUCCGAGCAGUAUAAAAGAAGAAGUGGGAAGGCAUUUCGAGAAUCGGUACCGUGAAAGACUAGUGCUUCAACUGGAAGACAUGGAUUGGAGGUUAGGGAGCCUUAAGGAAGAAACAGUCAAGGAUCUUGAGAAACCCUUUGAAGAAGAGGAAUUUGGGAGAGGAGUUAACACUUCUUUCAUAGCCCUCAUUCCGAAGGUUCAAAACCCUAAUAAUUUAGGAGAAUAUAGGCCGAUUAGCCUAGUUAGUAGCUUAUACAAAAUAGUGGCAAAAACUCUUGCAAAUCGUCUCAGAAAGGCUAUAGGCAAUGUUAUUGGAAGGUAUCAAUUUGCUUUUAUUAAAGGGAGGCAGUUGAUGGAUUGCGCUUUAGUUGCAAAUGAAUAUGCUGAUGAUACGAUGAUUUUUUGUGAGCCAAACUUGGAGAAUUUAAAGGGGUUUAAAAGAAUUCUUCAAUGCUUUCAAGUUGUGUCGGGUCUCAAGAUUAAUUUCUAUAAGAGCCAGCUGUUUGGGAUUGGUAUUGAAAAGGAAGUUCUAUCGGAUUGGGCAAGAAUUAUCUCCUGUCAAGUUGGGGAGCUUCCUGCCACAUACUUGGGGCUCUCAUUAGGGGUCAAUCAUAAUUCUGCUCAUUUUUGGAAACCAGUACUUGAGAGGGUUGGGGCAAAGUUAGCGAGAUGGAAGGCAAAAACUCUUUCAUUUAGAGGGAGGAUCACCCUUCUCAAGUCUAAGCAGAAAAUCCACUAUGUGAAAUGGGAGAAAGUUUGCAAUUUAAAGGAAUGUGGAGGAAUAGGGAUGGUUGAUUUGGAAGUUAAAAAUCGAGCUCUAAUGAAUAAGUGGAUUUGGAGAUAUGAGAACGAUAGAGAUAGCCUAUGGAGAGAAGUUUUAGUUGAAAAAAUCGGAAGUGAUCCAACAAAGUUGUUGCCAAACACGAGGUAUGCAGUGGGAGACGGGAAAAACUUACUGUUCUGGAGAGAUGAAUGGAUCGAGGGAAUUUCUUUGGCCCAUGCCUUCCCAAGGAUUCAUGCUUUGGCAGUCAACAAGCUUGGAAAGAUUAAGGACUUUGGACGAUGGAAGGAAGAAAAAUGGGUUUGGAACAUGGAAUUAAGAAGGCAGAUUUUUGACUGGGAAGUUCAGGGAAAGGUGGGGGUUAAGGAUGAAUUAGUAAAAAGGGGAUUACAACUUAAUGGGACACCACAGUGUGUUUUAUGUGACAGGGCUAGGGAAACUUGUGAUCAUCUGUUUGUGGAAUGUGUUGAGUCAUGGAGGGUCCAGUCAGAGUGGUGUAAAAGUUGGGGUUAUGUUUGGGUAUCACCAGGGACGAUUAAAGAGAAGCUACUGGCUUGGAAUGGAUGUUAUGUGGGAGAGCUUGACAAAAGGAUUUGGAAUAUGGCUUUUUUCUCAAUUGUUUGGUCUAUAUGGAAGUGUAGGAAUGAGAUGGUGUUCGAAGGGAAACAAUGGAAUGCAAACCAGUGUGUUGAGCUGGUGAAAAUCAAAGUUGCAACCUGA